Messenger RNA from Cryphonectria parasitica EP155, 1653 nucleotides. RefSeq lists its product as uncharacterized. Gene Ontology annotation, molecular function: protein kinase activity; ATP binding. Lineage: Eukaryota; Fungi; Ascomycota; Sordariomycetes; Diaporthales; Cryphonectriaceae. The record is from RefSeq and is a predicted model, not a curated record. The coding region runs from base 1 to 1653 and encodes 550 amino acids. The transcript is spliced from 9 exons. Gene Ontology annotation, biological process: protein phosphorylation.
AUGCCCAACCGUAAAACCCCCAAUCCAAACGAGUACCGACGAAAAUCAGCAGCAUUCUACAAGCGUCAACUCCAGCUACAAGACCGAUUCGACUUCUACAGAAGACUCGGGCUAGGAAAGCAAGAAUGGAGCGCGAAGAGGCGAGCAAAAACAAUAGCCAGACGGCGACAGCCCGCCCGCAAUGGGCCUGUCAAUACUGGCUUUCCCGGCCCCGACAGCAAGGCCGCUCGAGAUGUGCGACACAGGGCAUAUGAGUACCAAGUGGAGAUGUUGCCAACGAUACGAGCUCCUCUUGAGGAGAUGGUGCAGCUCCCAGAUGGUCGGGUUGGCCAGUCUCUCUUGAGCAGAGGCCCUGUCCGAGAUCUCAUGGCACGAUCUGGCCUUCGGUUUGUCAAGGUUCUUGGUUGGGGUGCAAAUGGUAUAGUGACGCUGUGGGCUUUGAGGGAGACAACAUGGAACCGAGAUACUCUCACUGAAGACGAACAAAUUCACAACAUAGUCCUGAAGAGCAUUCAGGGCGGGAUGACAUCCCAGCUACAGAUGGACAACGAGAGGCGAAUUAUGGAUAUCCUGGGUCGCGCCCCACACAUCAUGCAGCGGUUCAACCUCGAGAGUAUCGUCAACAAGCCCAAUGCGCGACGACCUUCAGACGCAGGCGAACGGGCUCCACGCAUACCGGCUGCCGGGUCACUGGACAGGUUCAGCAGGUUCUUGUGGAUGAGAUUUGCCCGAUUCGGAGAGCUUGACGAGUGGAUACGAAAGGUGCGAAGCGCAGACAAGUCUUUCCCGAAAGCGGUUCUCUGGCAAAUAUUCGAAUGCUUAGUGAAUGGCUGCGUGGCCAUGGCCGUGCCACCGCGAUGUCAAACUAUAGAUGCAGCUGGAUUGCCUCUGCCUUUACAUGGCCCUGACCUUGACGAGGCUCUGCCACGACAGAGGAUAUCACUCGCCGAUGGCUAUAUAAACAUCACUCAUUUUGAUCUUGACCUACAAAACGAAGACGGAGAUCAUCCCGAUGUCCCAAGACUCCAGAUCGCAGACUUUGGGUUCGCAACGACAGCCACAGACUUCGACAUAGAGAGUGCUGAACCAGUCUACAACGACUACACUGUCCUUUGGGAGUGCAGAGACAGCGGCAAACCCCUUUUUUACACGCCGGAACAAUACACCAAAGAAUGGGAUAAUGUCAACUACGAGCCCUUCUCAGAAGGAUUCUCCACCAUACCUCCCACCGAAAGCGACGGCGCUGCCGGUGCAUUUUCAGAGAAGACAAACAUAUUCAACGUGGCUCUCAUGAUCCGCUGCUGCAUAACCUUCCUAGCCCCCAACUGUCCCCCAGUCCCCACCCACAUCCCCAGAUCCGCCCGCUGGACCACCUGGACCGGCUGGACCUACGGCGGCGACCUCGUCGACCGCCGCAAGGACUACGGCAGCGACAUGUGCGAUCUCCUGCUCCGGUGCCUGGCGCACCAACCCAGUCGCCGGCCCGACCUCAGGGCCCUGCGGGCGGCGGUGGCGCGAGGCGUCGCCCGUUGUCCUGUCAAGGCGGCGGACCGCCAGUGGGUGACAGAUACUCUCUUUGGGCCUGGCAGGUCGCCAUCCGCUGUUCCUAUUCCGGCGACGGCUGACCUGGGGGCUCGAGUAGCGCUGGGGUAA